Molecule: messenger RNA, 648 nt
Organism: Blepharisma stoltei
Lineage: Eukaryota; Ciliophora; Heterotrichea; Heterotrichida; Blepharismidae
Source: the annotation of a GenBank genome assembly
AUGUCUGCUCAAGAGAUUCAAUCAAGUAUUCAAUUUAAGCUCCUCAUUAUUGGAAGCUCUGGAGUUGGCAAGUCAUGCUUUUUGCUGCAAUUUACAGAAGGAGUUUUUAAGCAAGAUCACAUAGUAACUAUAGGAGUUGAGUAUGGUGCGAAAAAUAUAACAAUAAACAACACUCUAGUCAAACUCCAAAUCUGGGAUACAGCUGGGCAGGAAGAAUAUCGCUCAAUCACAAGAACAUUUUAUAGGAACGCUCAUGGUAUUAUCAUUAUGUAUGAUAUUACUAAUCUCGAGACUUUUGAAGAUAUCGAUUCAUGAAUCAACGAAGCCAAACAAAAUGCAGGACCUGAUGUUUCUCUAUUUUUAGUAGGAAAUGUUUUAGAUUUAUCACCAGAAGAACGAGAAGUUGACACAGAUAUUGCUGAAAAAUAUGCUGCAGAGAAUAAAUUAGACGGGUUUAUGGAAACCUCUGCAAAAACAGCGGAAAACGUAACUGAGUAAGAAUAAUUCAGAGUUUUUACAAAAUUUGGGGAAAUUUUGUAUAAAAAGCACAGAAGUGAAAUAACUGCCUUAAAUCCAGAGGUACGACCAAAUGAUCCAGGAGUUAUUAUAAGACCUACAGAUGCCAAGAAAAAGAAAGGAUGCUGCUAA